GGGAGCAUGGAGCUGAUCGUCGUCAUCUUCUUGAAUAGCAAAUCCAGGUUGAGAAUAUUUACAAAUUUGCCACAGCGUUUCCAAUCCAAGGUGUUCGUUGACUUGGAAAAACAAGCCAGAAGAGACGACCUUCCUUCAAUCCUUAUAAACCAUCACCAUUAUUACAAUCCCCACCCCUAAACCCAAACCAAAAUCAGAACCGGAGAUUUUUCCGUCACUUUCUCGCGAAAAUCCGAUCCCAAUUCGCCACGUUGCGGAGGGUGGAAGCCUUAAGCUGACCGUUCGAUCCGAUCGAGUAUGUCGUCCAAGUACUUGCCUUACUCCAAGAAAGAUAUCAACCACUACGACAACGCCAAGUUCCGCCAUCGCUCCUGUUUCAAGGUCAUUACACAAAGCUUUCUUACCAGCAAUAUGAAGCAUAAUUGCUUAAGCUGUAGUACAGGCAAGUUUCUAGUGUUACUGAUGAUAUUUGGUGUAGCAUGUCUUAUGCUGACACAUUCAAGUCCUGCCCAGUCUGUUGAUAGACUAGCAAACGAUAUCAGUAAUAAAGGGGAAGGCAAGGUUACUGCCUUCGGUGGCAGCAGACUAGGAAGGCUUUUGAGAAAACCACCCAGGCUUCCUCCUCGUUUACCUCCCGGAAAUAGUAAAGGUGGCCAUAGUCCAAAUUUAGAUCCCAAAUGGAUAGAUAGGCAACAAAGUGUUAAGAAAGCCUUUCUCCAUGCAUGGUUAGGCUAUAAAAAGUAUGCAAUGGGUUAUGAUGAACUUAUGCCUGUGUCUCAGCAUGGAGUUGAUGGAUUAGGUGGGCUUGGUGCUACUAUUGUGGAUGCCCUUGAUACUGCCAUGAUAAUGGGUGCCAAUGAAGUUGUUUCUGAAGCAGGCACAUGGGUUGAAACACAACUUUCAAGUAGGUUUAGUCAAAAAGGGCAAGUCAAUUUAUUUGAAACUACCAUUCGUGUUUUAGGGGGUCUCUUAAGUGCAUAUCAUCUGAGUUCUGUGGAAGCAGGGACAAACUCAACAUCUAAAGCUAUUUACCUUGAAACUGCUAAAAACCUCGCAGAUCGUCUGCUGUCUGCUUUUACUUCCAGCCCGACUGCUGUUCCCUUUAGUGAUGUUGUUUUACGCGAUUCAUCUUCGCAUCCUGCUCCUGGGGGGUUGAGUAGUACUUCUGAGGUUUCUACUUUACAGCUCGAGUUCAAUUAUCUCAGUACUCUUUCUGGUGAUCCAAAGUACUCUAUAGCAGCCAUGAAGGUUUUGGAACACUUAAAGACUCUCCCAAAGGUGGAAGGACUAGUCCCCAUCUACAUUGAUCCUCAUAGUGGUGAAUUUAGUGGAGAUAACAUAAGGCUUGGAUCUCGUGGCGAUAGCUACUAUGAGUAUCUGCUCAAAGUUUGGCUUCAAAAGGGAGCUAGCAGAGACAGUAAUUUUACAUAUCUUCAUGAUAUGUAUGAGGAAGCAAUGAAGGGUGUGAGGCAUCUUCUUGUUCGGAAAUCAAUCCCCAAAGGACUGGUUUUUGUAGGGGAAUUGCCUAAUGGACCUAAGGGUGGUUUUAGUCCAAAAAUGGAUCACCUGGUGUGCUUUUUGUCAGGUACUCUUGCCCUUGGUGCCACUAAAGGUCUUACUAAGGAAAAAGCUAUGAGAGACAAUUUGCUCAACUUUGAAGACCUGGAAAAUUUAAAGCUCGCAGAAGAUUUGGCCAAAACCUGCUUUGAGAUGUAUUCAGUAACCUCUACUGGUCUUGCUCCAGAAAUAGCGUACUUUCACACGGAGGAAUUCUCUGAAGGAGGUCAUGAUGGUGGGAACAAGAAAUCAGAAUACGUGAAUGACAUAAUCAUCAAACCGGCUGAUCGUCAUAAUCUCUUACGUCCUGAAACUGUUGAAUCAUUGUUUGUUUUGUAUCGCAUUACAGAGGAUCCAAAAUAUCGUGAGUGGGGUUGGCAGAUUUUUGAAGCCUUUGAGAAAUUCACAAGAGUUGAUAGUGGUGGAUACACUUCUCUGGAUGAUGUUACUACGGUUCAUCCUCCUAGAAGGGACAAAAUGGAGACGUUCUUUUUGGGCGAGACGCUAAAGUAUUUGUAUUUAUUGUUUGGAAACAGCUCUGUUAUUCCAUUGGAUAAGUUUGUAUUUAACACAGAAGCUCACCCCAUCCCAAUUGAAGGUGCAAUCAUGAAAGAAUAGUCCUUUGAUGUGUAGAUAAUGGCCGAAGUGCAUGUUAGUACAAACAGAAAAGCUCUUUCUGAACUUGCUGCUUAAUGUCUCUUCAUCAUGUCUGAAUGAUAUCAGCGAAUGACUCGGUUGAAGAAUUAGAGGCAGCGUAACUUUAUUUUUGCUUUCUUGUAUGAUGCAUCAGAAAUUUUAACAUGUAUUCUUAUUUUGCUAUAAAAAGCUUACAGAAAGGAAAAUUUUCCAGGACUUUCCUAUACUUUUUCCAAGUGCACAAUACGAAGAAUGUAACAUAUAUUUGCUUUUUAUAAUUGUUGGUUGGUCAGUAAAUUAGAUUGGCGAUUCAAAAUUAAGUGCGAUUCUGUAA
Molecule: messenger RNA, 2527 nt
Organism: Humulus lupulus (European hop)
Lineage: Eukaryota; Viridiplantae; Streptophyta; Magnoliopsida; Rosales; Cannabaceae
Product: mannosyl-oligosaccharide 1,2-alpha-mannosidase MNS3
Exons: 6
Coding region: 298-2175 (625 amino acids)
Biological process (GO): carbohydrate metabolic process; N-glycan processing
Cellular component (GO): endosome; membrane; trans-Golgi network
Molecular function (GO): mannosyl-oligosaccharide 1,2-alpha-mannosidase activity; calcium ion binding
Source: RefSeq, a predicted model, not a curated record